GCAGGCUCCAUCUAUGAAAUGUUUGGAAAUGAAUGCUGCCUGUCAACAGGAGAAGUGAUUAAAGUUAUUGGAUUCAAAAUUAAUAAGCUCAUAGCAAGCAUCUGUGAGAAUGAUGAAGAUAGCCAGAUUUCAGCCAAAGUGGAAUUACCACUGAAUUUUCCUGGUCUUUAUAAGGUUGUAGCUGAUAAAACUCCAUACCUCAGUGUUGAAGAAAUUACACGAAAAUUCUCUAUUGGGCCAACUCGAUUUGGCCAUCCAUCUUUCUAUUGCCCUGAGGAUAUAAAAUUGGCAAACCUCACCAUCAAACAUGGUGAGCAGAUCACCUUUAGCUCCGUGGAAGAGAUCGAUGGAACAAUGGCAGUGAACUGUGGCGUGGUCAGAAAUAACCAGUCCCAUUCCUUUACUUUGCCCCUUUCACAAGAAGGAAAAUUCUACGAGUGUGAAGAUGACCAGAUAUACACUCUGAAAGAGAUUGCAGAAUGGAAAAUCCCUAAGAGCAGAAACCGGAUUGUGAAACUUUCCAAUACUUUACACGUGUGGGACUCCUCUAAUCCACUUCCUGAGAAUUUUGGUGGCUGCUUGAUUCUCACGCCUGUCUAUGAAGUAAAGGCAGUAAUGAAAUUUCGAAAGGAUAUAGUUCAUAUCCUCUCAGAUCUAGAUGUUGAAGUCAAGGAUAUAACAGACUGUUAUGAUAUUAGCUCUUUUCUUCAGCCACUGUCUUUGGAAGAUGUAUUUGAGAGAACAAGCAAGGAAUUUCCUAUGAUUGCUGAGAUAAUGGAAGGGCCACAAGGAAGCCAGGAGCCUUAUAUUUAGAUUAUCAUCUACAAAAAGUACCAGGCAAAAAGAGUCCUCGCUUCUGAGAUCAGAAGUGAUUCCCCAAAAAGACAUUUUUUAAUCCCUAUGAGCUACAAAGGAAAGUUCAAGAGAAGACCUCGGGAGUUUCCAACUGCCUAUGACUUAGAGAUAGCAAGAAGUGAAAAGGAGCAGCUCCACGUUGUAGCAACUAAAGCCUUUGAUUCUCCCCAUAAAGAGCUUUUUUCUGUUUCUGUUGGAGAUCAAUUUCUAGUUCAGCAAUGCCAGACUAGUGAAGUUCUGUAUGAGGGAAGAAAGAAAGCUGUAGACGUUUUAGCCUGUGAACAAAUACUAAGUAAUACCUAUAAGAAAGUGCUCAUCCCUAUGUAUAUGGAAGGUGGCUUUGUGGAAGUGAUCCAUGACAAGAAACAGUACCAGCUUUCGGAGAUUUGCAAAGAAUUUCGCCUGCCUUUUAACGUCAAGGUGUCUGUGAGAGAUCUUUCCAUCGGGGGUGAUGUCUUGGCUGCUGUGCCUGGUCUGCAGCUUGAAGAAGAAAUCACAGACUCAUAUUUGCUGGUCAGCAGCGUCAGCAGACCAGGGGACAGCUGGGAGAUCCCUGUGUAUCGCCUGAACAUGUCAGUCCAUUUGCUCGGCAAAGAUGUCCAAGCGGUUGUACCCCCUGCCACUAGGACAACCGUAGAGGAGAUCAGCGAAGAGCAGUACUAUAUGGUGCGAAGAUAUGAAAACCAAACCCUAUAUCCACCACCCAGGCCUCCCAAAAAGCCAGCAACACUUGCACCUAAGCCCCUUUUUGCAGUACCUGUGCGAGUGGUGUCUGGUGUACUGAAGGACCCAAAG
Tinamus guttatus (white-throated tinamou) is the source of this 1650-nucleotide messenger RNA. The record is from RefSeq and is a predicted model, not a curated record. NCBI's taxonomy places the organism in Eukaryota, Metazoa, Chordata, Aves, Tinamiformes, Tinamidae.